AUGGGUAGCAUUUGCUGUAGGAUGCUACAAAGGUAGAGUAUGAGAGUUUUAUGUUAUGUUUACAGAUACUGUGUGCAUAAGUAAUUGUAUAUAUGAGUAUCCUAGGUUGGCUGCAUCUGCACAGGAGAUACAGUAAUCCCAGAAAAUUAGUUUAACAUUGUUUGGACUUUGUCAAUGAGAUGUAGCUGAUACACUCCUAGGCAAAGUAAGCACGGGGUCCACGUCUCGAUUACCGUAAGCAAUUGCAUUGAUGAAGAAGAAAAAAAGCAGAAUCAAUGAGAACACUGACAAUGGGCAAAACCUAAAACUUUGCCAAGUGAUAUAUGUAAAAACGUUGUUUUGUUUAAAGGAACACCCCAAGCACCAUAACUACUACAGCACACUGUAGUGGUUAUAUUUCUAGCAGUACACUGCCCUCUCUCCUCAUUGUAAGUAGUUAAACCAUUUUAGAAUGAUUUGAUAUCUUACCUAGGGUCCACUGGGUACCACUCCCCACCUUCACUACUUCCAACAGAGAGCAGGGCUUAGAUAAUUGGCUGAGAAUGGUCAUCUGCCACUCUUAGAUAAUGAGCUAGCCCUGCACUGCAGAGCUUAGCUAUGGAUAGUUAUUAGAGGCCCCUGAUUUGGAGCUUCUGGAUCUCCAUUGGAAUUCAGAUAAGGCAGAAGUUAAACUUGGAGAAUAUGUUGCUUGGAGUGUUCCUUAAAUGUGGCAUCACACAUGAUAUCUAACUUCAGUGUGAAUGUAUCAUUUGUUAAUGUAAGUGUCUAUCAUUGUGUGUCAUAUUCAUUGUAUUUAUGGAUAAGCUAUUUCUGUGACACUUGAACUAUCUCUAUUUGCAAUAGUAAAUCCCAUAGUUAUACAAAAUUGGAAUGUUUGAAUAUUUUCUACUUCAGUUAAAUUGACUGUUAAUAUUUAGUGUGUUGCAUUCUUUACAUACGUUUCCUGUUUUUUAAAACUAAUAUUAAAACAAAAUUAUAUUUUUGUUUUGUUCAGACGCAUGCUUGAAUCAGAAGGAACACAAUCAAAUGGAUAUGUCAACGAAGCACAUAGCUACACAGAGCAUGACCAGUCUAUAUCCCAAACUGUAAAAAUCAGUGAACUCAAAAAUGAAGACUUCCGUAUAACUGAACAGGAGAGCCAGACUGAUUCACAAGAUGUGUACAAUACAACUGAAAAAACUAAAACAGACAUAACAGAUGACACUGUUUCUAAAUUAUCUUCUACUCCAGCCUCUACAUAUCUCACUUUAAAUUUGUAUCCCAUAGGAGAAGAAAUUAUAGAACAGAACAGCAAAACAGAAUCCGAUUCAACAUUACUGUCUAACAAUUCUUCUGGGUUUGACCAGGAUAGCAAUUUUAAAAGAAAUUCUGAAGAGCUUGAAUCUGCUCAAGAUGAGUUUUAUGACUGUACCAGUGAAAACAAUUCACUUACUGAAAGUGCUAUCCACAAUGUUUCAAUUAAACAUGGUGACGACAUGAUGGACUUUAUCUCAGUGGCACCUGCUAGUGAUGAUCAAGGACAUAUACUGAAUUCCGAUGACUAUCUCAGCAAUCAUCUAUUUCGAGAACCCAGUGUAAGGUCAGAUGACUCUUCCAUAGUAGCUCAAUUGAUUAUAAAACAUUCCAUAAGGUGUAUGAAGAGAGGGUCAACAAACAAACACAUAAGGGAUGGAUCACAAGCAGAAGACGAUGACAUGGAUCCAGAUGUAGCUGAGGCUUUAGCUGCUUUAGCUGCUGCAAUAGCAGGUGAAGAGUUUGAAGAAGAUCCAUUUGGAGGUUAA
This is a messenger RNA of Pelobates cultripes (western spadefoot toad), 1781 nucleotides long. The record is from the annotation of a GenBank genome assembly. Lineage: Eukaryota; Metazoa; Chordata; Amphibia; Anura; Pelobatidae.